AUGGGUCUGUCCGACUCGCUCGCCGGCAAGAGGCCGAGGCCCAUGAACUACGGCCAGCCCCACCCGUCCACCCACCCUCACCUCGUCAAAGAGGGCGAAAUCACGCCGGGCAUCACGGCCAAGGAGUACGCCCAGCGAAGGGAGAAUCUCAUGGCGCGCGUACCGGUGGGGACGGUCAUGAUCGUCCCCUCGCACCCCGAGAUGAUGAUGUCCUACGACAUUCCGUAUUCCUUCCGUCAGCAGACCGACUUCUACUACCUUUCCGGCUACCAGGAACCCGACGCGCUUCUCGUUCUGGCCAAGCGAUCCGACAGCGAGCCCAUCCACUUCACCAUGUUUUUGCGGCCCAGAGACCCCGCCCGGGAGAUCUGGGACGGCCCACGCUCGGGCGUCGAGGGCGCCGUCUCGUUCUUCGGUGCCGACGAGGCGCAUCCGAUCGACCGGCUGGCUGAAAAGCUGAAGGAUCUGACCGACGGCGUGAAGAACAUUCUCUACUCCCCGGACGUCCACCUUGAGUUCACCCACCAGAUAUUCGCCCUCAUUCCGCCAGAAAAGAUCGCCUGCCCGAGGAACCUGUUGCAGACCAUGCGAUUGAUCAAGUCGCCGGCGGAGAUCGACGUCAUGCGCCGCUCGACCGAAAUCAGCGGCCAAGCCUUCCGCGAGAUCAUGCGCGCCACCCAGCCUGGAAUCACCGAGGGCCAGUUGGCGGCACUCUACGAGUACGAGUGCAGGAAGAGAGGCUCGCAGCGCCUGGCCUACCCGCCCGUGUUCGCGUCGGGCAUUCACGCCAACACGCUCCACUACGUCGCCAACGACGACAUCAUGCAAGAUGGGCAAAUGGUGCUGGUCGACGCGGGUGGAGAGUACAACAUGUUCUCGAGCGACAUCACACGAACGUGGCCCGUCAACGGCAAAUUCACCCCGGCCCAGCUCGACCUCUACAAUACCGUGCUCGACGUCCAGAAGAAGUGCAUCGAGUUGUGCGUGUCGGAUGGGCGCAUGAGCCCGUCUGCGCUCCACCAAAUGUCGACACAGUUCAUCACCGAGGGCCUCAAGAACCUGGGCCUCAUCAAGCCGGGCCAGACCUCCGGCGUGAGCCGAUUCUACCCGCACAGCAUCGGGCACUGGCUGGGCAUGGACGUGCACGACGUGCACGACGUCAGCACGCGCGUGCCCUUCAAGCCGGGCAUGAUGGCCACCGUCGAGCCCGGCAUCUACGUAUCCGAUGACCCCGACAUUCCCGCAGAGCUCCGCGGCAUGGGGGUGCGUAUCGAGGACGACGUGCUGAUCACCACCGGCGCCCCCGAGAUCCUAACCGCGGGCGCGCCCAAGGAAGCCCACGACAUCGAGGCCGUCAUGCGCGACCGCAAGCCACUCUGA
Molecule: messenger RNA, 1380 nt
Organism: Acanthamoeba castellanii str. Neff
Lineage: Eukaryota; Discosea; Longamoebia; Acanthamoebidae
Product: XaaPro aminopeptidase 3, putative
Exons: 11
Coding region: 1-1380 (459 amino acids)
Cellular component (GO): mitochondrion
Molecular function (GO): manganese ion binding; metalloaminopeptidase activity
Source: RefSeq, a predicted model, not a curated record